AUGGCUUCUGGUUCUGAAUUCUCUUUCCUCCUCUUCUUAUCAAUCUCUUUCUUCUUCUUCUUCUUAGCAUCAACCAAUAUUAAUGUAGAAGCAAUAAUAAUAAACUCAAUAAACCCUUCUCUUCCACCCUUCACCUCCUUGUACAUGCCCAUCCAAAAAGACAAUUCUACCCUCCAAUAUCACACCACAGUUGAGUGGGGUUCCGAGGAAAACUACUUCGACGUCGUCAUAGAUCUCGGUGGAGAGUUCUUGUCAUUACCAUGCGACACUAACAACAAGUCAACGACAUACAGUUCCAUAAAAUGUGGCUCCACCAAGUGCACUUCUACUUGCAAGGCAAACGACAGUUGUGUGGUGUCGUUUCUCAACCCUUUCAAUGAGACUGUCUUGUCAGGUAGGUUAAGUGAGGAUGGUUUCGCUGCAGUGCCAUCUGAUGGUGAUAGAAUCUCUCGUGAUUCGUAUCUACUCACCACUUCUCACCAUCAUAACUUGAUUCCGUUCACGUGCCUUGAUUCGAGUAGCUUGAAUGGCCUAGCCCAAGGGGACAUGGGGAGGGUCUCUGGGAUAAUUGGAUUUGGAGGCACAAAGAUGUCGUUUGCCAAAAACCUUGCCUCUUCGUUUCAAGCCCCUCAUCGUGACAAGUUUGCUGUUUGCUUACCCUCAACCAAUGUUGGUCUAGGAGUGGUUUUUAUUGGUGGAGGGCCUUAUUGGUUUGAUCCUUAUUGGGUAAAUGGCUCUAUGGAGGCAUCCAAAUGGUUAGACUACACACCAUUGAGUAUCAACACUUUGGGUGAGUACUUCAUUGGUGUGAAAUCCAUCAAAAUAGACAAAAGGGUUGUCCAUUUCAACACUUCUUUGUUGUCCCAUGAAGGGAAAACCGGGCUUGGUAGGACUAAGAUUAGUACUUCAACUCCUUACACCAUCUUGCAUACUUCUAUCUACAAUGCUGUGGUUGGUGGUUUUGUCAAGAGCGCGGCGGCUAGGAAUAUCACCCGAGUGGCGGCCGUGGCAAAGUUUGGGGUGUGUUUCAACACAAAGAAUGUCGUUUGGAGCAAGGAGGGACCAAGGGUACCUGUGAUAGAUUUGGAGCUAGAAGCUGGCAACGGUACAAGGAGGAAUGGUGUGACAUGGAGGAUCAUUGGGGCCAAUUCAAUGGUGGGGGUGAAUAAGAACGUGAUGUGCUUGGGAUUCAUAGAUGGAGGGUCAAAAGCAACAACUUCAAUAGGAGGGCUUCAGUUGGAAGAUAAUCUUUUGGAGUUUGACCUAAAUACCUCAAUGUUAGGCUUCACUUCUUCCUUUUUGCCUAGAGAAACAAGAUGUACAACCGACAGGCUCUUUCAACCUGAUGAUUAA
This is a messenger RNA of Humulus lupulus (European hop), 1353 nucleotides long. RefSeq names its product probable aspartic proteinase GIP2. The record is from RefSeq and is a predicted model, not a curated record. Bases 1 to 1353 code for a protein of 450 amino acids. NCBI's taxonomy places the organism in Eukaryota, Viridiplantae, Streptophyta, Magnoliopsida, Rosales, Cannabaceae. The transcript has a single exon. Gene Ontology annotation, biological process: proteolysis. Gene Ontology annotation, molecular function: aspartic-type endopeptidase activity.